Messenger RNA from Abrus precatorius (Indian licorice), 2899 nucleotides. RefSeq lists its product as uncharacterized. The record is from RefSeq and is a predicted model, not a curated record. The coding region runs from base 1349 to 2365 and encodes 338 amino acids. Gene Ontology annotation, biological process: proteolysis. NCBI's taxonomy places the organism in Eukaryota, Viridiplantae, Streptophyta, Magnoliopsida, Fabales, Fabaceae. The transcript is spliced from 7 exons. Gene Ontology annotation, molecular function: ATP binding; ATP-dependent peptidase activity; metalloendopeptidase activity.
AAGUGGUAUUUGAUCAUUAGCAAUAUUGCGUGUUUGAUACAAGUUUUGAUAAUUUCCAGAGGUUUGUGCUUGCGUAGCAUUCAGUCACUAUUUCUUGUGCUGAUCGCGAAAGUGAUUUUAGCUGUAAAGGAGUUUGUGGUCGUAUCUUCAGCAUACAGGCGCUGUGUUUUUCGUUUUCAAUCAAUAUUGUGACACUGUUCUAUUUAUCAUUGUUUUGUUGAUAAGUUUGUGGUUAUCCUUCAGGUCGUGGGUGAUCAAGUUCUCCGACGUGUUAUUUGACAUUUUUAUCCAAUUAUACGUUGUUCAGUUGUCUUUUUGCUUUGUACUAACCCAUUAUAGUACGAAUCAUCCUGGAUCAUCCUUUUAGUUUUAGUUCAGCCGCUGUGUUUUAAAGGGUGCAAGCUUUAUGUCCAUCUUCUGUGUUUUUGAAGCAUUUGAAGGAUUUUGUUGAAUUUGUUACCAAAGUUUAACGAAGGAAGAGUGUGAAAUUACGUAGUAGUGCUUUCAGUACGAAGGUUUGAGGUGACUAAUAUCACGGUCCCUAAUUUACCUUUGCUCUCUUUUUACGAUAAUAAUUGACCUUUGUUAUGUGCUACAUGUUGCAAAUUUUACGGUUCGUUCGGUUAGUUUGUGGAAACUUAAUAGAUUAGCGGGGAAUGCUUUUGGCAUGAAUACGAAUUGCUCAGUUUGCCGGAGCAGCAGGUUAGAUCAAGAGGAAUUAAAACAUUGACUUAAAUGAUUAACAGCGAAGUGUAUAAGGAUGUCUUUCUAUUUUUUCUGGAAUAAAAAUUGCACUGAUUGAAACAGGUUUUGAUCAUUACGAUGAUUCAUAAUUUUAGGACUCUUAACUAUGGUAUGGAUUAAACUCGAGCUGGACAGGGUGUAUAAGUUAAAAAAAAUAGUUUUGUACCUGGCCCUGGACAGAGGACUAAGGUGGCGUAAAUUACUGAUCAAAUAAACUAAAUUGCAGUCGUAAACGGACAAAACAUGAUGCUUCACGACAAAACCAGUGGUCCUAAUCGUGACUUGUUAUCGAUAUCUAUCUGCUGUAGAUGGCGUCGUACUCUACUCUCCGAGCACGUAUGUUUUGAUAAUAAUUAAUUAUGAUAUUUAGUUGGAUUCUACGUAAUGAUUAUAUCAGUGCGUAAUUUGUAACUUAUUGGGUAUCAAAUAAUAUAAAUAAACAGUAACUGAUGGUAAAAAGGGGUUGUAGGACGGAAAAUUUGUUUUUGUUUAUUUGAGAAAAGGUUAUCUCUAAUUUGUGUGGUGAAGAACGCAUGGCUUGAAAGUGGAAAAUAAUCAGAUACGGAGGUAAUUUCAUUUGAAGUGGCAUAAGAAUCAUAAUUAAAUGGUGGGUUUGGCUUUGACGCAGUGCGUGGGUGUGGCUCUGACUUCACAACUGAAAGUGGUGAGUUGUGAAGUUAGGGUCAGAAUUCGAUGCUCCUCCAAUGUGGACGUGUCUAGGCAACAAGUGCUAGAGAAAGUGGAUAUGGAGCUAUCAAAGGGUGAUGAUAGAGCUGCACUCUCACUUGUGAAGGAUUUGCAGGGGAAAGAUGGUGGGCUUCGGUGUUUCGGUGCAGCCAGGCAGGUGCCUCAAAGGCUUUACACUUUGGAUGAAUUGAAGCUCAAUGGAAUUGAAACUCUCUCUCUUCUAUCGCCAGAGGAUACAACUCUCGGUUCAAUUGAGAGAAACCUCCAGAUUGCUGCUAUUGUAGGAGGCCUUGCUGCAUGGAAUGCCUUGGCAAUUUCUCCGCAGCAAAUCUUUUAUAUAUCAUUGGGAUUGCUAUUUCUGUGGACACUUGACUCGGUCUCUUUUGGUGGAGGUAUCAGUGGCUUGGUUGUUGAUACAAUUGGUCACAGCUUCAGUCAGAAAUACCACAAUAGGGUUAUUCAACAUGAAGCUGGCCAUUUUUUGAUUGCUUAUCUGGUAGGAAUACUUCCUAAAGGAUACACUAUUUCUAAUUUGGAUGCUCUGAAGAAGGAGGGAUCUCUCAAUAUUCAAGCAGGCACAGCCUUUGUGGAUUUUGAGUUUCUCCAAGAAGUUAAUUCGGGGAAAGUAUCAGCUACUACACUGAACAAAUUUUCAUGUAUCGCAUUGGCUGGCGUUUCCACUGAGUAUCUUAUAUAUGGAUUUGCUGAAGGGGGUCUUGAUGACAUAAGGAAGUUGGAUUUAUUGCUCAAGGGCCUGGGCUUCACACAAAAGAAGGCAGAUUCUCAAGUUAGAUGGUCUGUGCUAAACACCGUGUUACUCUUGCGUCGACAUGAAGCGGCUAGAGCUAAGCUUGCUGAGGCCAUGUCCAUGGGAAAAUCUGUAGGAUCCUGCAUUGACAUUAUAGAGAAUUCUAUUGAUGCUUCAGAUCUCUGACUGAAGCUUGACACAUUGUGCUCCUUGAUUCGUUGAUUAAGGUUUCCAUAAAUUUUCAUUUGGUAUUUCCUUGCUCAGUUCUUGGAGCAAAAUGUGAAUAUGUUUUUGCAGUGGAAAGCAGUAAGUAAAUACAGUUUCUUCAUUCUUCUGUGGCUGGCACUUAAUAAGGCUUUGGGUGAAAGAGCAUAUGAAAGAAAAAGGACAAGUGGUAUAAGCCUGAAAAGUAGGUUUAAUUUACAAGGAUGGAAUGGUAAAAACAUUUGUAAUUUGGAGGUAUGCUUAAAUAAAUUAUCAUUAUUGCUGAACAUAUUUAAGUUUAUGCAUGGGUAUGGUGAUUUUAACCAAGGAAAUCCAGUUAUUGGCUCUCUUUUUGAGGUAUUAUCACUGCCCCUCUUGCUUGGUCAAAUGUUGAACGUGUAUCUUAAUUUAGAUAAUUUGUAUCCAGCUUGACUUAGUAAAUGAUGAUCAUAAAAGGCUUUCAAAGAACGGUUUAUUGUGUCUAGCCUCCUCCUUGUCGUGGAAAAUAAAAUCUGA